AUGGCAUCUUUGCCCGAUAUUAGCGCUCUCAACAAGUUGUCUGCUGAAGAGCAGACCAGGGUCCUCGAUGCCCUCUUUGAGCCGAGUCCCGCGAUCCAUGCACUUAUCCUGCCCUCCAUCUCGGCUGCUUCAUUUCAAUCUUAUGACGAAUUUAUCACACAUUGCCACAAGAUCUUCGAAGCACUCACGGCUGACCCGUCUCACAAGGCGGAGCUUCACUCCAUCAUCGGCUCACAUCCUCGCCUCGGUGCCAAGAAGGUAGAGAGUGCUCAGUCCGCUGCAGAGCAGGCGCAGCUACAAAGCGGUGAUGCUACCGAAUUGGCUGCUCUGAACGCCAAGUACGAGGCGAAGUUCCCGGGUCUGCGUUAUGUUGUGUUUGUCAACGGCAGAGGACGUCCAGAGAUCAUGGAGAACAUGCGCGAACGUAUCUCACGCGGUGACUUGGCAGCGGAGGAGCGUGCUGCUGUCCAAGCCAUGUGCGACAUUGCUAGAGAUAGAGCUGCCAAGCUUCAGGCCGUUUCGCGAUGA
Molecule: messenger RNA, 528 nt
Organism: Colletotrichum spaethianum
Lineage: Eukaryota; Fungi; Ascomycota; Sordariomycetes; Glomerellales; Glomerellaceae
Product: putative allantoinase 1
Exons: 2
Coding region: 1-528 (175 amino acids)
Source: RefSeq, a predicted model, not a curated record